CGCAAGUUUCUUCGUGUAUGAUAACCCCAUAGUAACGGGGAGAUUUCUGUUCGCCAUUCGUUAUAUUUCGCAGAAGAAUCUGCGCGCGCAGGGGGACAGGCUAUCUUUCCUCCUCUCCUUUUCUUGAUUUGAGUUCUUUUGUUUGGUUGCGACCAUGGAUAUACAUCGUGCUCGAUUCGUUCCUUACCCGCCUUCCGCAAUCAAUGCGCUUGCAUUCUCGCAUGCCACGCCGGACGACGAGACCAAGGACCCCUCGACCCUCAGACUCGCAGUGGGACGCGCGAAUGGAAACAUUGAGAUCUGGAAUCCCACCAGCGGCAGUUGGCUGCAGGAGCGAGUGUUUUACGGCGGCAAGGAUCGAAGUGUGGAGGGAUUGGUGUGGACACAAGACCGAGACGAGAAGGACGGAAAUGGCGAGGUGAUCCCCGGGAGGCUGCGACUUUUCAGUAUUGGAUACUCGAGUAGCAUUACCGAGUGGGACCUCUCGACGGGUCUGCCCGCCAGGCAUUCGGACGGUAGCCACAGCGAGGUGUGGUGUUUCGCAGCGCAGCCAAAGAUCAAUGGUGCCGCGCGGAAAGAGCUUCGAGCCGGCGAGGAUGACCGACAGGAUCUGGUAGCGGGCUGCGCGGACGGCACGCUGGUUCUCCUCUCGACUGCGGACAACGACUUGAGGUUUCAGCGAUUCCUCUCGCGAUCCUCGAAGAAGAAGGCUCGUGUUUUGAGCGUCGCAUACAAGGACCGCAACACUGUCCUAGCGGGAUUCGCGGACAGUGCCGUCAGGGUUUUCGAUACGAGGAAUGGCAACGUGCUGAGGAACAUCUCGUUUGGAAGUGGUCCUUUGGGCGGCCCGAAAGAGAUUCUGGUUUGGAAGGUCAAGUGCCUUCCUAACGGCGAUUUUGUUUCGGGUGACUCUACGGGCGAGAUCCGCAUAUUCAGUGGCAAGAACUACAGUCAAUUGCAACGGAUAGCGGGCCACGAGGCCGAUGUUUUGGAUCUUGCUGUUUCGCAAGAUGGCAGCAUGAUUCUCAGUGGUGGCAUGGACCGCCGAACCUGCUUCUACUCAUGCGCCGCAAAGAAGAAGUCCCAACGUGCGGAGAACUGGCGGAAGGUGUCCCACAAGAGAUAUCACGAUCAUGAUGUCAAGGCGAUGGCAACUUAUGAAGGCAACAAUAUAAGCGUCGUCGUGUCUGGAGGAAUCGAUACACAGCCAGUCGUACUCCCCCUGCGCCAAUUUGGCAAGGAGCUCAGUCGAGCGCUGCCAUCUCUACCACGAACUCCCGCGCUUGUCAGUGCCCCAGCAUCACGCCUCAUGGUCAGUUGGUGGAAUAGUGAGAUCCGCAUUUGGAGGGUCAAGUCGCAGUCAGAGACAUCAGAAAGGCCAAAGGUCGUGGCACGCCUGGCUCUUCAAGGAGACGAAAACAUCACGUCGGUGUCUAUCACAGAGAAUGGAUCACUUCUAGCGGUAGCUACGUCGAGCGAAGUCAAGAUUUUCCAGCUCACGCCAAUAAGCCCGGGAGCUGGGCCGUCACUGCGAAUCAAGAAGCUGGAGGUCCCGUUUACAAUUGGCGGAAGGCGAGUGCAGUUCACCGCUGAUGGAAAAUGGCUCGCCAUCAUCACUAUCUCCAACGACGUAAGAGUAGCCCGCAUCGUGGACGCCACGGAGGAGGAGUGUCCGCGCGUCCUCGACCAACUACUGCACCUAGCCCGCCUGCCACGAAGCGACUUGCAGCAAAACGCCCUUAAUGGCACAUGGGGCUCUUACGACCGCACAAUAACUCAAGUCGAGUUCUCCAGCGAUGGCAACAUCCUUGCUGUUGCAGAUCUGGCCGGGUACAUCGACACAUGGGUCAUUGAAGGCUUUGAAGACUCGACCGCUCCCGAAGUCGACAUCGACCGAGCGUCGAAAUCUUCAGCAGGUGACGAUGAGUCAGACGAGGAUGAUGAGGUCGAAACGGAGCAAGUGACGAUGUUUGGCCAGAGGUGGAUUCGCAACCCGUCAGGACACGCAAUCCCCCGACUCGAUGCCAUGCCCCUCCUGCUCUCCUUCCAACCCGCCCAAGAAGGCAACGGCCCAGAGCCCAACGGCAAUCCUGCAGUACACCCCACCCGACACAACCCUCACCCGCACUCUCGCGUCAUCCCUAGCACGGAACAGCACCUUCUCGUGGUGUCUGCCAAGCACCAGCUGUACGAUUUCGAAGUCCUGGCGGGCCGACUGUCGGAUUGGUCAAGGAGAAACCCAUUGUCGAGCUAUCCGAGCCAAUUCCGCUCGACGACAGACGACCCCGCGAAGGGCUGCCUGUGGGACGUGACGGACGAGAACCGCCGGAUCUGGAUCUACGGCGAGAAAUGGCUGUUCAUGUUCGAUCUGUCUCGAGACUUCCCAUUCGACAAGCAGCAGCAACAACAGCAACUAGAGUCGGACGAAGCCAGCACAUCAACGAAGAAGCGAAAGCGCGAGGGGGGAGCAGACGAGCCCUUCCGCAAGAAGAACAGCAGCGGAGCCGGCGACGCGGUGCCCGAGCGCGAGGCCUCGAUAUCCAAGGUGCGCAGGUUCAUCAACGGCGGGCAGGCCGACCAGGGAGGCGACAACUGGACCGACGUCCUGCACACGCGUUCGACCACGGCCGCCGCGAGGUCAGAUGACGAGGCGGCGGAAGACGCACAAGAUGACCUCGUCACGCUGAGGAGGCAGCAGCAGAAUCAGACCGACGAGGCGACGUCGCAGGAACUCGUCCUCGUCGACGACAGUGGCAACAACAAGAGCAGAGCGGCAUCAGAGCCAUGGUGGCACACGUUCAAGUACAGACCCAUGCUCGGCAUCGUCCCGAUGUCCUCCGGUGCUUCGUCCACUCGCGCCAAUCCCCUCGAGGUCGUCAUCGUGGAGAGGCCGUCGUGGGAUCUGGAUCUCCCGCCUCGAUUCACGGGUGCUUUGGAAUGAGAAGAGAGAUAGACAUCUAGAAAGAGAAAAAAGGUUGGGUUGGGGUGUGGGAUUGUUCAUGUAUAUCCAUGUAUGUAUGUAGAGGUGGUAGAUAUCAAGCAAGAAAGAGGCAUAAUCAUGGCGCCGUCUUAAGCGUUUGUUGUCGUUUUCACCCGAGUAGAAGAAAAUGCGAGUUCCCAUUCAUCGAUAUUGAAAAAGCGUUUC
Aaosphaeria arxii CBS 175.79 is the source of this 3145-nucleotide messenger RNA. Its product is annotated as small nucleolar ribonucleo protein-like protein complex subunit. Gene Ontology annotation, biological process: maturation of SSU-rRNA from tricistronic rRNA transcript (SSU-rRNA, 5.8S rRNA, LSU-rRNA). The transcript has 2 exons. NCBI's taxonomy places the organism in Eukaryota, Fungi, Ascomycota, Dothideomycetes, Pleosporales. The record is from RefSeq and is a predicted model, not a curated record. Gene Ontology annotation, molecular function: RNA binding; protein binding. The coding region runs from base 155 to 2941 and encodes 928 amino acids. Gene Ontology annotation, cellular component: small-subunit processome; 90S preribosome; t-UTP complex.